Molecule: messenger RNA, 3241 nt
Organism: Pelobates cultripes (western spadefoot toad)
Lineage: Eukaryota; Metazoa; Chordata; Amphibia; Anura; Pelobatidae
Source: the annotation of a GenBank genome assembly
AUGGACCCCAGCUCUCACAAACGCUAUCAUCUACAUGAAUGGGAACCAACAGACAUGUUUAAUACAUAUUAUUCUGGAACAACUGAAAAAUAUAUCACUGAAGAGUCUGUGAGAUUUACAGUUGAACAACUUUAUAAAGUGAUAGGGCAAGGUAUGCUAUGUUUAAUACAUUAAUACAUUUAAAAAACACUACACCUUGGUAUUAUAUAUAUAUAUAUAUAUAUAUUUUAAUUCUUUAUUUUUUGCAGUGCAUAGAGUAACAUACAGGCAUUUCUGGACAUCAUAGUAAGACAAUGAGUUAAUAAUAAAAGAGUAGCUUAGUACACCAAAGGUAAUGCAAGUUUUGUGUAAUAGUAUAAGCACUAUGCACAGCCUUUCAGCGAGUAGCAGGAGGAAAAUUAACAUAAUGAGCAUCAACAGGUCUUUGGUAGAAAUUGUAAGAGUAAAUAAGGAAUGAAAACCUACAGCUUGUCUAUAAGUGUAAGCUUUGAGGAGACCCCCCAAUCAGGUAUUAUGUGAAACAAGUUUGUAGUUGUAUAAUGCUUCCAAAAUAAAUGUUUUCUUAGGAUUUUGUUUUAAAGUUUGUAAAAUAAGUUAUGUCUUAAUUCUUCAAAAAAAGUAUGAACCUUAGGAAAGCCUUGAUGGGUGGCUUGGAAGUAGAGUUGUAAAAAUGAAGAAAAGUUUUCUAAAAUGAUAUAAAAUAUUUAAUAGUUAUUGUUUUUGAUAUUCAAAAUGUAUUCAAAAUUAUGACCUCUUCCAAUUAAAUCCAAGUGAAAACAAGAUUAUACAAGAUUAUACAAAGUAAAGUUUUUUUUUUUGCUUUGUUUGUUUAUUUUUUUUAUCUUGGGUAUUUUUCUACGCAGGUCAAAUUCAAGGAGACUAUUUGAUUGAUAUUUCUGCUGGCUGUCACAUUCACCAUCUAUUGCCCAUUUUUGAGUUUUUUAGAGAAAUUAUUAUUUUAGAAUUUAGUGAUCUCUGUGUGAAGGAACUAGUGAAAUGGAAGCAUAAGGAGUCUGAAAGUUAUGACUGGACUCACGCCUUAUUGAUUAUGGCAGAAUUGCAAGGUACGAGGUAAGGAUCUAGCUACCAGCCAUGUUUUUGAUGAUUAUUGAUUUAAAAUAAAUGUCCAUAAACUUUAAAGUUAUUUAAAGAAGUAAUAUACAACUGGAAGGCAAAUAUAUCCAUGUAGUUGAUCAGGGACAGAAUUGUGUUCUUUUUGACUAUUAAUUUAUUGUUUCUAUUCUCUGUCACACAGACAUUCACACAUCUCAAAAGAAUGGAUGAGUCUCUCUAUACAGAUAUUGAUUCUUAAAGACUUAUUAGUGAAAUGUAAUACAGGUAGUCUUCACUUUGCAACCUACCUGCAAAACAACGGCUCAGAGUUACAGCCAGCUCUGAAGUGCUGAGAUUAGACCUUAAAGGGACAUUGUAGUCACUAUAACCAUUUUAUCUCAUUGAAUUGGUUAUAGUGCCUGGAGUUCCCUGGCACUGUCCCUCCACUCAGUGUUGCACCAUGCCACAACAUAAGAGUCCCUGGCCACCUACAGUCCAGCCCCUUCUGUAUGUGUAGCUAAGGCAGAGAUUACUCACUUCCUUGUUGUCAUACCCAUUCAUACCGUCAGUAUGAAUAAGAACAAAGAGGAACUACAAUUGGUGUAUAUAAAAUUAAACACCAUAAAAAAUAGAAACUAAGAUACAUUCACAAACGUAUGGAUAAAAUUGGUGGAUUAUAAUCAAAAAUGAAGACUUCUUUUCUUCUCUUCUCUCACUCUUUAUGCUUUCAGGGUAAGAGAGGAAUAUAAAACAUAGUGUAUAACUGUAUAUACACAAAAUAAAUACUUUAUUAGAUUGCACUCACAGGAAAUCAGUAGUUAAAAAGCCCAUCAGAUUCUCAGAGAAAAACAGGAAGAAGCUGGUAAACACCCAGGAUAAGAAGCAUGCGAAUAUGAAACAAAAUAUAUAAUAAAAAAUGCAGUAUAAAAGCAAUCAUGCCACCCUACGUUUUUUAUCCUAAGACUUUGUCAGGGGCAUCCGGCUAUUGUCCUACAGUCUUGUCUUCCAAUACCAUUUAAAUGUCCCGCUUGUUUCUUUCUCAAAGUUUGUAAGCCAAUCCGGAACAAGUCCUUCAUUAAAUCCACCUGUAAAAAAUAAACGUAAUUCAGCAACCGGGGAUUGGGAGGUGGGAGGGAGAGGGGACCUGCAGUGCCAGGAAAAUGGAUUGUUUUCCUGGCACUGGAGUUUCCCUUUAACAAGGCCACAUGGCUAUGUGGGUGGUAAUAUGGCUUCAUAUGAUGUACCUUUUUAUGACAUAAUUUAGCGUAGCAACACAACUUCCCAGCAUGCAUUUUUAGAAUCAUUAUAUAUUACAUGGAAUUUCCAGAAAUCCAUUUAACUAUUGGCAAAUAAAUACGAGAUUUGUGAAAAAAUUUAUCAAAUUGAUUUGUCUGAAAAAAACACCUUUGAUGCGUAUUCAAACUAAUCGAUUUGUUCUGAAAAUAAAUGGAAAUUCCAACUCUGAAAUACAACAUUAACGGAAACAGCUCAUCUGCUUAAAACAAAUUGAGGGGUUUUGAUAUGAAUAAAUCAGUUAAUUAUCAGAUUACUCAUAAUGUUUAUUGAUAAACCGAACUAUUGAACAAGUCUAAUAGAUAUGUUGAACAAUUUGGCAAGACUUAUUUCCAAAUAAGUAAAAACAAAACAGAGCAAAUCAAUGCUCCUUAUAAACACAUACUACAGAUCACGUGUUAUAUGUGUCUCUAUUGUAUGUAUGUAUUAAACUUUUAGCCAUCUGGUUAUAUUUUUCAGCUUCAAGGGCAAAAAAAUUGAAAACGCUUUAAGAAGAAAUAUCUCACACAUUUUAAAAUGUGAUUUCACCAAGGAAAACAUUACAGAUCCAGUCGUUGUACCAAAAGCAGACUGUGUGGUCAGUUUGUUCAUUUUCCAUCUGGUUUGUGAAGAUCUAGACGAAUAUUGCAGGCACCUGAAAAAAGUGUCAUGCUUGCUAAAACUGGGUGGACAUCUGCUGCUAUUUGGAUUAUUCAAUGCAAAAUAUUACACUGUAGGUGGGAGCAAAUAUCACUUAUUAACAUCUGAUAAAACGUCUGUAGAGGAGGCCCUGACAGAUGCAGGAUUUGUUAUCGAACACUUGGAAGUUAUAGAAAGCAAAAUGCGGAAUGAUACAACAUAUUUGGAACAUAUGUGUUUUAUUAAGGCCUUGAAAGAAAGCAAUGUAGUUGUUUAA